Molecule: messenger RNA, 6679 nt
Organism: Oncorhynchus mykiss (rainbow trout)
Lineage: Eukaryota; Metazoa; Chordata; Actinopteri; Salmoniformes; Salmonidae
Product: calpain-15
Biological process (GO): proteolysis
Cellular component (GO): cytoplasm
Molecular function (GO): calcium-dependent cysteine-type endopeptidase activity
Source: RefSeq, a predicted model, not a curated record
UAGGCAGAGAUUGCAUCUGCCUCCACUGCAUUCAUCAGAGAGGGAGAAUUAAACCCCAUGGGGAAAAAUAUAUGCAUAUAAUGGAAAACAGCCCCCGGUGCAAAUACAUACUGUGGGCCCAGGAUAGAGCAUUGCAGUAUGGGUAGUCAUUUAUUUCUGAAGCGACAACGGGGCCGAAACGAGGAUGUCUCAUAGAAGUCAACGAGGAUCAGCGUCAUAAAACACCGGAAUUAUGAGAUGAGCUCACGAGAAUGGACCGGGAGGAAGAGAGUGGAAUUUGCGUCUCCAUUCUGGAUGAGACUGUUUAGUUCAAAUUUCACGUUUUUAAUAGCCUGUUAUUUCGGCUCAGUCCCUUCCAUCAAUACCAUUUAGUCAGCUCCUGAGUUAGUCACUGGAAACUGGCAGAUUUCUACAGUUGUAGCCUGCAUGGUUUACUCUGAACUCGCCCGUUUUGCAGCUCUGGCACCGACGGUAAUUCGAUACAUUGUUAAAUGUUACUGCACGCAUUUGUAGGCAAAGCUUUACCACAUUGUAGUUCGCUACACAUUUUAAUGAGCAAGGCUGUAUUGGCAUGAACAAAAUCUGUGUCAUUAUCAAUAUUGGCGCGGCUCGUCUGAUAGUUAGAGGCUACCCGUCCCUAUUGUAGAGACUUGAGCUUUUUUAUGUCGAUAAUAAGGGAGAUUGAAAUAAUAUAAGUGAAGUAAUAAUUUCGCGUGUUGUUGUCUUCUUUGGAAUAAAACAUGCAUGUGUAUAUAAUUAGACUUCACGCCUCCGUUGGACUCCUCACCCGGAAUGCACCAUCGUAGUUCCCCCUGGCAUACCGACUCGCUAUGACAGGUUGGCACACGUACAGCCUACUGUACCCACAGAUGAACCACCAGACCGGCCGUAUCAUCAACGGGAUCAUCAGACUGAAGUGAAGCUCCGAAUAGGCUACCCGACAUCUCCCGUGUUGUAACAGGGCCGCACCGGCAAAGGACUGCAUACCAUUAGGGGACAGUCUGCUAAAAAGGUUGCACUUGUCGAAUAUGUGUUAGAACUUCUCUGUCCGUUGGGAUUGGGAGCAGUAGCCUAUUCCAAUUUCCAUUGUGGCCCGUUCGUGUUCUACACUGCGCUCUAUGCGCACACACGUUGUCUUUGGGUUGUGUUCGAUUUCAAAGUUCAUGUUUGUUUUAAUGUUCAAGUAGCUUGCUAUUCGGGACAUUGCCUCAAUCAGAGUUGUCAGUUGUGAAUAGUGCGACUUGUCAGCCACAAAGAAAUGGUGGUUCGAGUGUUCUGCUGUAGCAGCUAAAGGCAAGUGUCAACAUUUGAAGGAUGAACCUUGGAUAUUCAUUCAGAGCUUCAGUCAGUGUGGCAGCAGUGCCUGCACACAGAAUCACUCACAUUCUGAGACUGCUUCUCAGAUAAACAUUACAGUAAAAAACUAAAUUCGUUUUUUACUUUAGUGUAUUCAGAUAUGUGUUGAGUUAAAAGCUUAUUUAAAGCCAUAUUAAAAGUAGGAAAGUAUUUGAAAAUAGCAAAAAAAAUGUAGGUUGUUACCCAUGUCAUGGUUUGGUUUGAAUUUGACAAACUCAUUCUGGCUCAAGUGCUAAAAAAGAAACGCCCCAGACAUCUGCCAGUCAUUUUUCAGUUCCCAUUCGGUUAUGUUUUUUUAUUCCUGUUUUGUCAACCACAACAAAAACAGUCGAGUGCCUGAACUGUGCCAUAUUAUCUCAGAGAUGUUGAUUGACGGAGGACUACGUCAUCUCUGUGUGUGCCUCUUCCACUGCCUGUGUCCAUGCGUGACACAGGAUUCAAGCAUGCUGGACCAGGUAUGAGACUGCACAUGCCACGAAGGAACACUGCAGGCAACAAGGCCCACAUAGUUAGUUAAGAAGGCUAUGACAGAGAGAAUUAGUACCCACUUCAGAGAAGAGAGGAGUAUGUGAGUUAUUUUCCCGCAGACUCAGUGCCACAUUGGAAUCAGUGCUCGGGGCAACCAAUUACAGUUUUGAUUGAACACGACUUCCUGCUCGCUGUGGGAAAUCCACCUCGAUCUGGACUUUGAGACUUUGUCGUAUUCCACUUGUUUUUUUGAUUACUCCUGAUAUCCUCGUUAUUGCCUUUUCCAUUCGAUAUUUUUGGAUAUAGCCAUCUUCAAGCACAUUUGGAGUCACUUAACAGGAUGAAAUCUGUCCCUUUUUUAAAAAUAGGGGUUGUUUCGAAUCGUGCCAGUUGGAAGUUUGGCAGGACUAAGAACACAUGAGCAGGGUUUUCAUCGGGCCUAGACUACCUUUAUCCCCACCCUUAAACUGUAAUCCUGAGACUGAGACAUAAGGCACUGUCACUCCUCUACUCCCUGUCCCACACACUUUGCGGGUUCAAAGGGCGAGAACCCCAGUAGACUGAAAAAGUUGUGUCGCUGUGGUGAUGGGGAGUUCUGCCUCCUCUCUCACCGCAGAGACCGAGUCGGACCACGGGUUCCGGAGCACCCCGUACCCGUCGUCGCCUCCUAUGGGCUGGCUUAGGAACAGCCACAGUAGCCCGGUGUGGGGCACCACCUUCAUUACGCGCCAGCAGCAGCAGCCACCACAUCCAUACAGAGAGCGCAGCCACUCUCACUCCCCGGGCUCCAUGGCGGCGGCGGUGCAAGGCAGCGAAUGGUCUUGCGGCCGAUGCACCUUCCUAAACGCAGGGGCGGCGCCGCGAUGCUCCAUCUGUGAGGCACCUCGCCAGAAGCCUGACCUAAACCAGAUCCUGAGGCUGAGCAGCACCGAAGAGCAGCAACGCUGGGCUUGCCCCCGCUGCACCCUCAACAACCCCCAGGGCUCCGGCGCCUGCACCAUCUGUGGCUUUGGACCCUCGCCAAGCACCCACACACCGACCACAAGCAUGGCGACCAUCGCCAAUGGCCUCGUGCCGCCGGAGACUCCCACGCCUGUCAUGACUCCCAUGGUUCUCCUGGAGCCCCGCGGGCAGCAGCCGUCUGAGGAGGCACUGAGGAGGUCAGAGAGCAACGGGGACGUGGGGGGCCUGAGUGGCCCGGGUGGACCCGAGGGGCAGCAACACCACCACUUGGGCUGGGCGUGCCCGCGAUGCACACUUCAUAAUACUCCUGUUGCACUGUCUUGUUCGGCCUGCGGGGGACCAAGGAAACUGUCGCUGCCCAAGAUCCCCCCUGAGGCGUUGGUGGUGCCCGAAGUGCGCACGCCCGUGCUAGGGUUUCCCGUCCACGUGGCCCCUGCCCCCCUGCUCCUCAUUGACUUGACGGAUGACUCACCCACUGCAGCCGCCCCCUGUGAACCCCAGGAGCCCCCCCACAGCCACUUGCCCCCACCGCCACGCUCCUCCCCUUUCACGCCCUUCUCCUCUCUCCAGAACAACCCGGUGCCUCGCAGCAGGAGAGAGGUGCCCCCACCGGGGCGUCCGCCCAACCCUAACCCCAAUGCCCCAAGCCCAACUUCUCCCUCCACGGCCUGCGUGCUGCCCCAGCACUGCCCUGCCCUCUGCCCUGCCAAGCCCAAGCACGCCCAGCCCCAGGAGCCCUCCUUCCCCAGCAAGCGCCACAGCAUCCUGGAGGAAGGGGACGGCACCCACCCCCUUCCUUAUCACACCUCCAAGACCCCCGUCACAUCACCACCCACCUGGAAGUGCCAUGGAUGCUCCCUGCCCAACCUGAGUGACUCGUCCAAGUGCGAGGCAUGCCACUCGUCGCGGGCCGGCGCCGACCUUAUCGACCUGAUGGGCUGCGAGUCGGUGCGCUUCACGCCAGCAAACCCCUCUAGUCCGGACUCCAGCACCUGGGCCUGCUCCAAGUGUACCCUACGCAACCCCACCGGGAUGACCAAGUGCACUGCCUGCUGCUCCUCCAAGCUACACGGCUUCCAGGAGCCUAGUUCUCACUGCUGCCCGCACUGCAGGCUCCCCGGCCCCUGCUACUGCUCCUCAGCCUCCUCCACAUUGUCUUCUGGACACAAAGCCAGGAAACAGGCCCGGGUCUACCCCUCGCCCUCGGCCACAAACACCUCCUCCUCUUCUUCCUCAUCCUCGUCCUUCUCUUCCUCGUGCACACUGCUGCAGGAGAAGCAGUGGGGCUGUCCGGCGUGUACGCUGCUCAACGACGUCAAGUCCAAGAACUGCGCAGCAUGCCACACACCUCAGCAGUACCUGACACUGCGCAAGGUGGCCAAGCCGCUUAAGAGGAGGGAGAGCAUGCAUGUGGAGGCGAGGCGGCGCAACGACGAGGGCGAAGCCAAGGAACUCUGGGAGAACAUCACUACCUUCUGUCGAGAGAAUGUGGUGAACUUCGUAGACGACAGCUUCCCCCCAGGUCCGUGUUCCGUGGGCUUCCCCGAGGGUGACAGCGUACAGCAGCGAAUCAAAAAGUGGCUCCGCCCCCACGAGAUCAACUGCAACAACUUCAAGGACCGGGGCGUCAAAUGGUCCGUCUUCCGCACUCCGCGGCCUUCGGACAUCCUGCAAGGCCUGCUGGGAAACUGUUGGUUCCUUAGUGCGUUGGCGGUGCUGGCAGAGCGUCCAGAGCUGGUGGAGAGGGUGAUGAUCACCAGGGGCAUCUGCCAGGAGGGGGCUUACCAGGUCAGGCUGUGUAAGGAUGGUACCUGGAUAACCGUCCUAGUGGAUGACAUGCUUCCCUGCGACGAGUAUGGAUACCUGCUCUUCUCCCAGGCCCAGCGUAAGCAACUCUGGGUGGCCCUGAUAGAGAAGGCCCUUGCCAAGCUCCACGGCUCCUACUUUGCCCUGCAGGCAGGGCGCGCCAUAGAGGGCCUGGCCACGCUGACAGGGGCACCGUGCGACUCCCUCAUGCUGCAGGUCAGCUCCACCAACCCCCGCGAGGAGCCCAUCGACACGGACCUCAUCUGGGCCAAGAUGCUCAGUUCCAAGGAGGCCGGGUUUCUGAUGGGGGCAUCAUGCGGAGGAGGGAACAUGAAGGUGGAUGAUGUGGUGUAUGAGUCGUUGGGCCUCCGCCCUCGCCAUGCCUACUCUAUCCUGGACGUACGGGACGUGCAGAGCUACAGACUUCUGCGGUUGAGGAACCCGUGGGGUCGCUUCUCGUGGAACGGCAGCUGGUCAGACGAGUGGCCUGAUUGGCCGCAGCUCCUCCGCCACGAGCUCAUGGCCCACGGCAGCAGCGAGGGCGUCUUCUGGAUGGAGUAUGGAGACUUCAUCAAGUACUUUGACUCAGUUGACAUCUGUAAGAUCCAUUCGGAUUGGCAGGAGGUGCGGUUGCAGGGCUGUUUCCCCAGCAGAGCCUUUGGUCCUGUUACGGUCACUGCCCUGACCGUGCUGGAGAGGACCGCGCUGGAGUUCGCCCUCUUCCAGGAGGGCAGCAGGCGGUCGGACACAGCAGACAGCCACCUGUUGGACCUGUGUAUCAUGGUGUUCAGAGCAUCGUUUGGCAGUGGCAACAAGUUGACCCUGGGCCGGCUGCUGGCCCACAGCAAGCGGGCCGUUAAGAAGUUUGUGGGCUGUGAAGUGAUGCUGGAGCCGGGCGAGUACGCCAUGGUGUGCUGCGCCUUUAACCACUGGCAGAUGCAUAUCAGCGGAGUGGGGCUGCCCACACCAGUGUCGAGCCCCACGAGUGCACGGCGUCCCACCCAAGACUUCCCAGGGUACAUUCUGGCCAUUUACAGCUCCCGUCAGGUGAUGGUGGAGCAGGUGGAGGCUACCGCUACCACGCUGGCCGACGCCAUCAUCCUACUGACCGAGAACAAGGGAGAGAGACACGAGGGUCGCGAGGGCAUGACAUGCUACUACCUGACCCACGGCUGGGCGGGACUGAUCGUGGUGGUGGAGAACCGCCACCCCAAGUACUACCUCCACGUGUCAUGUGACUGUACAGACAGCUUCAAUGUAGUGUCCACCCGCGGCAGCCUCAAGACCAUCGACAGUGUACCGCCUCUACACAGGCAGGUGCUGGUAGUGCUAUCCCAGUUGGAGGGCAACGCAGGCUUCUCCAUCACCCACCGGCUGGCCCACCGCAAGGCCGCUCAGGCCUCCCUAGGGGACUGGACCCCCACCAAGGCCACGCACAGCCCCCAGCUCACCCCCGACAUUGACGGGCUGCACCGGCCACGGCCCCUAUGACCACGGCCCCCCCCCCUCUCACACACACACACACAAGCUAAUGACACACGCGUACGUGAACACAUAUGUGCGGAAAGAGGGGGCUGGAAUACACACAAAACAUUUGGAGAGAGGGGGUAAUUGUGGAGGCAUGCGUGGGGAGGAUGACUGGACAGAGUACAUGUGGUUUUCCUCCUCCACCUUUUCCUCUAAUUCCUCGAUCCCUGAAGGAUGAGGACUCAAUCCUGCCAAACGCACCUGGAUCCAGUUGGGAAUUAGGAGAAGAGGGUGGAUUGAUGUGCCAUUUUGAAUGUGGUGGGGGAUGAGGGACACCUCCCAGGUUAAAUCAGCAUUUCUGGGUGACUAGAGGGGUCCUGAGCCUGAGAUCCUUCAACCUCCAACAAACAAUGAAGAAUUAUAUAUCUAGCCUUGUCAACUACAACGCUGUACUGUAUGUCUGACUAUGGACCAGUUACAACUGAAGUUGGAGGUUAACAUACACCUUAGCCAAAUACAUUUAAACUCAGUUUUUCAGAAUUUCUGACAUUUAAUCCUAGUAAAAAUUCCCUGUCUUAGGUCAGUUAGGAUCACCACUUUAUUUUAAGAAUGUGAAAUG